ACCCUUUUCUACUCUCAGUAGGAGAUCAGGGGAUUGAAAGAGAGAGCUUCAACUGAGAAGAGACGGUAACGAAACAAGUCUGCUAAGCUGCGAAGAACUCAGAAUCUCUCUUAAUCUCUGUUUAUCAAAAUGAGUACCAUGAAGUUCUGCCGCGAAUGUAACAACAUUCUUUACCCUAAGGAAGACAAAGAGCAAAAGAUCCUUCUCUAUGCUUGCCGCAACUGCGAUCACCAGGAGAUUGCCGAUAACAACUGCGUCUACAGAAAUGAGAUACACCACGCUGUUGGGGAGCGUACCCAAGUCUUGCAGGAUGUGGCUGCAGAUCCAACUCUCCCACGUACAAAAUCAGUUCGUUGCACUCAAUGCGGUCAUGGAGAAGCUGUUUUCUUUCAGGCAACUGCGAGGGGAGAAGAAGGUAUGACACUAUUUUUCGUCUGCUGCAACCCUAAUUGUGGCCAUCGUUGGAGAGACUGAAUUAACCCUGUACAUUCAAGCGUGCAGUGGAAACUUUUGUAUUACUCAUCUUUCAAGAACCUUACUCUAACAAAACUUGUUUCAACUAUUUGGGAUCUACUAAUUAAGAGGAGAGUGGGUAGAGAGAGCGAAUUUGUUAUGAUUUGCGUGCACUUGUGGUUUUGAUUGUCAUAUUAGUUACUUGAAUGUAAACCCAUGCAUGCUUUGAUCAUGGUUAAAAAUGUUGACCUUGUUGAAUUAUUUCUCUAGUCACCCUUUCUACA
Molecule: messenger RNA, 737 nt
Organism: Cornus florida
Lineage: Eukaryota; Viridiplantae; Streptophyta; Magnoliopsida; Cornales; Cornaceae
Product: DNA-directed RNA polymerases II, IV and V subunit 9A
Exons: 4
Coding region: 130-474 (114 amino acids)
Biological process (GO): transcription-coupled nucleotide-excision repair; transcription initiation at RNA polymerase II promoter; DNA-templated transcription
Cellular component (GO): RNA polymerase II, core complex
Molecular function (GO): zinc ion binding; nucleic acid binding; DNA-directed RNA polymerase activity
Source: RefSeq, a predicted model, not a curated record